Molecule: messenger RNA, 1363 nt
Organism: Biomphalaria glabrata
Lineage: Eukaryota; Metazoa; Mollusca; Gastropoda; Planorbidae
Exons: 7
Coding region: 119-451 (110 amino acids)
Source: RefSeq, a predicted model, not a curated record
CCUUUUAGAUAUCCGCGUAUUUGUGUUAAGUAGCUCUUGUUGGAGCCGAUUAGGUCACCAAGCCAGUGUCAAGAGCCUGAGGAGGUCACUUGAACAUUCGGAACAGAGAAGUAGGAAAAUGUCUGGGCUUACAACUUGGUCAGGGAAUGACCCUUUGCAGAAAGUUGGCAAUACUGACCACUGGACCAAGAUGAAAUUAAGGGCUGAGAAAACCACUCUGGGACAAGACUAUAAGAACACGUCAGUACCAGAUGAAUUGUUGACCAACAGACCUGUUCGAUACUCAUCCACUGGACCGAGGAAACAUCUGUUGGAGAACUCGUUCCAUGCCAAGGCUAAAGAAGGAGUCAGAUACUGGGAGAUCUAUAGACCCAAACCAACCAAAUACGGCAGGUACGCCAUGGGAGCCUACAAGACAUUCCUGGGUCUAGGAUCAGCGCCUAGGACGUGAAUCUUUCCUUUGAUGUAAAUCUCUCUACAACCGCUUGUUUGGUGCCUGACAUUAGUUCAUUAUAUUGAUUUCUAAACAUUUUUUUUCUAUGCAAAGUUGUUUAAAUAAUUGAAGUAGAAAAUAGUUAUGGAAACAAAAGUGGCUUCCUUGGCUCAGGGCGCUACCUUCUACGCCACUCACAGAAAAAAUCUAAAUUAUUUAAUCCCUUCCCCAAACUUUCGUUACGCGCUCCACUUUCGACCUGAGCGACGCCACUUUGCAAGAUCACAAUCAAGUUGUCUUUGUUUAAUUACAUCUGUAUUGCCUGGUUGUAUCAUUUUGUGCAGCAUUUCAAUUAGAACUUAUUUUAUGAUUGACUGUAGAUGUUGUGUAGACUUAGACUUCUAUUUAUUUCUGUCACUAUCUUUACGUUCAGCAUUACCUAGAUCUAGAGGAUGUAGACGAUGUAGUCAGUCUUAUAGUGUGUGAUUAUUUCUGACAUAGAUACAGUUUGUUUAAUGCUUACCCUAACAUUGUUUUGAUCAGUAUUAAAUAGAAGACUAAAUACAAAAUGUUCUAACUUUGUUUUUAAAUUUCAAUUUUAUGUUGACUUUAAAGGAAACAGAUCGUACUGUUACUUGCCCUCAUACUCCCACGCACACACAUACGCCCACCACACUCACACAAUACGGCAACACACACACACACAUAUACGCCCCAAUCACACAAAAAAACACAUAAAAAACAGACGUUAUUAAGCACCAAAAACACACACGGAAAUAUCAGUAAUAAAUUCACUAUUGAUAAUUAAACCCUAUACAUAUACAGAUUGUCAUUGGAUAUUAUUUUAUUACCUUUAUGUUUGUAUUGGUAUUGAAGGUAUGUUGUUUUUUGUUUGUUUUGUUUUUGUAAUUAAAAAUCUUUAAACGUGAA